UGCAUUGCAGCGUUAUGCCUCGCUCUAUCUCCAUUAAGUCUCAUGGCCAUGAGUCUAUGAAUCUGUGAUGAUGUUUUGAUUAUGUAAUGUAAGAAUUGGAAGGAAUAGAGGAUGAGCAGAGGUGGACGGGAGGCGGAGCGGAGAAUCUUACGCCUACUCCAUGGCCACAGCACCAGAACCCAAUUGCCCGAAAUCCAUGCUCACUUCCUCCGCCAUCACCUCCACCAAUCCAACCAGCUCCUCUCCCAUUUCGUUUCCGUCUGUGGCUCCCUCCACAAGAUGCCCUAUGCCCACCUCGUUUUCCUCCAGACUCAAAACCCCAAUCUCAUCCUCUUUAACUCCAUGAUCAAAGGUUACUCCAUCUCCGGACCUUCUCUACAAUCCCUCCAUCUCUUUUCCCUCAUGAGAAGCCGUGGAAUCUGGCCCGACCGAUUCACCUUGGCCCCUCUGCUCAAGUCCUGCUCCAACCAUCCCGAUAUCAAUCUAGGCCGAGGAGUCCAUGCCGAGAUUGUCGCUCUUGGGUUCGAAUCCCACCCUCCCAUUCAGAUAGGGCUUGUGGAGCUUUACUCCUGUCACGACUCGAUGGAGGAUGCCGAACGGGUGUUUGAUGUUAUGUCUCACAGAGAUGUGGUUGCAUGGAAUAUGAUGAUCCGUGGGUACUGCAAGAGAGGAGAUGUGCAAUUAGGUCUUCAUCUUUUCAGUCAGAUGGAAGAGAGGAGCAUUGUUACUUGGAAUUCCAUGAUCUCCAGCUUAGCACAAAGUGAUCGGGACAAUGAUGCUCUGAAGCUUUUCCAUCAAUUGUGGGACAGUGGUUUGGACCCAGACGAUGCAACUCUCGUCACACUGCUUCCUGUCUGUGCCCGGUUGGGAGCGUACGACGUUGGGAGAUGGAUCCACUCGUAUGCUGAUUCUAGGAAGCUUUCUCGAGAUGUUGUCUCCGUGGGGAACUCCCUUGUAGAUUUCUAUUGCAAAUCUGGCGAUACGGAAACUGCUAGCAGGGUUUUUAAUGAGAUGCCUCGGAAAAAUGUGGUUUCUUGGAACGCCAUGAUCUCUGGACUGGCUUUUAAUGGACGGGGUGAGCUUGGCGUGGAUUUGUUUGAGGAGAUGAUGAAGCAAGGCGUGGCCCCAAACCAUGCAACUUUUAUUGGGGUUCUUGCUUGUUGUAGCCAUGCAGGAUUUGUGCAAAUGGGUCAGGAAUUGUUUAAUUCAAUGCUAACAGAACACCAACUCGAGCCUGGGCACGAGCACUAUGGAUGUAUGGUUGAUCUCCUUGGUCGUAGUGGUUGUGUGAAGGAGGCCUAUGGGUUGAUUACAAGCAUGCCCAUGAAGCCAACCGCUGCUUUAUGGGGUGCAUUGCUGAGUGCUUGCAGAACUCAUGGUGACCUACAACUUGCAGAAUGCGCUGUUAAGGAACUCAUUGACCUUGAGCCCCAUAAUUCGGGGAACUAUGUUUUGUUAUCAAACAUUUAUGCAGAAGCAGGCAAGUGGGAUAAAGUUGAAGAAGUGAGGGUGUUAAUGAGGGCGAAGAGUAUAAGGAAAGCUCCAGGCCGGAGUUUGAUUGGAUGAGAUUAGAAUCUGAGGAAGUUCAUUGAUAAAGUCUCUGAGUUAGAUUUAACAAGGAAAAAUCGAGGAUGAUAAGUAUUUAAAUCUU
This is a messenger RNA of Telopea speciosissima, 1651 nucleotides long. RefSeq names its product pentatricopeptide repeat-containing protein At1g09190. The transcript has a single exon. Lineage: Eukaryota; Viridiplantae; Streptophyta; Magnoliopsida; Proteales; Proteaceae. The record is from RefSeq and is a predicted model, not a curated record. Gene Ontology annotation, molecular function: protein binding; RNA binding. Gene Ontology annotation, biological process: RNA modification. Bases 112 to 1566 code for a protein of 484 amino acids.